AUAACGAUAAGAGAUAAGCACCUAUAUUACUGUUCAGGUGUAAAAUCGAAAAUGACGACUCCGGUACCUUAUGAACAAGCUGUAAAUAGAGAAUUAGUUACAAUCGAUGAAAUUUAUCCACGUUUACAGAAUCAAAGUAGUGCUUUGCGGGAAUCACCAGGUAUGGGGUAUAGGCCUUUAAUGGAUCAUGAAAGUUCCCUUGUUAGAUUUAUUCAAGGUAAACCUGGUACCUAUAAGCCUCAUACCGACUCUGUUCAAGCAUUUUUAGAUCAAUAUGAAAAGCCCAAUCAAAACAGUGAAAACGUACACGAAUGUCAAGACGGGCCACCUCCACCAGGUAAAGUUUGUUAUUUUAAUCUUGAUUUGCUGGGAAAUGACUGUACCUGGCAAAACGAUUACGGAUUCGAUGAAGGAAAACCUUGCUUCGUUCUAAAGUUGAAUAAAAUAUAUGGAUGGAUUCCCCAAGAGCACAAAUCAGCUAACGAAGUUCCGGAACCUAUAAGAGAAAGGUUCAGACCAGAUCAUAUGCCAGUUUAUUGCGAAGGAGAGGGGCCACUCGAUAAGGAAAAUAUUGGAAAUGUAACAUAUUUACCCCCGGAAGGUUUCCCUCUCAAAUAUUAUCCUUAUUUAAACCAAGAAGGUUAUAGGGCCCCAAUAGUUAUGGUAAAAUUUGAAAACAUAACAAACGGAAUGGUAAUCAAUGUCAUAUGCCGAACCUAUGCAAAAAACAUCAAACACAACCGAAAUGAUCAACUUGGAAGUGUUUUAUUCUCUUUGCUUGUUGACUAA
Messenger RNA from Dimorphilus gyrociliatus, 789 nucleotides. Lineage: Eukaryota; Metazoa; Annelida; Polychaeta; Dinophilidae. The record is from the annotation of a GenBank genome assembly.